CGGGGAGUAGGAAUCUAUUAGCCCCGUAAGUUAAGUAUAGUUUUGCUCGUUCGUGAGAAAGAGAGGUGCGGUAGGUGGAAGCGGUCUUUUCUUGUAGAAAAGUGUAGCUUCCAAGCAGAUAUUAUUGCAACAUAGAAAAUCAUGGUUAGAAAGCUAAAGUAUCAUGAGCAGAGAUUGCUCAAGAAGGUAGAUUUCAUAUCAUGGGAAGCAGACAACACACUGCACGAAGCCAAGAUCUUACGUAAGUUCCAGAUAAAGAAACGGGAUGACUACACAAAGUACAACAAGCUGGCUCGCCAGAUCCGAGAGAUCGCCCGCAAAAUACGGAACCUCGACCCAAAGGAUAAGUUCCGGGUGGAGGCCUCCGCACAGCUGAUCGAAAAGGCCUACCAGAUGGGCCUGAUCCCAACCAAGUGGAACCUGGAGCUGGUGGACAAGGUGACGGCGUCGUCUUUCUGCCGACGACGCCUGCCUGUGCUCAUGGUGCGCCUUAAGAUGGCGCCCACGGUCAAAAUGGCCACGCAGUUCGUGGAGCAGGGACACGUGCGCAUUGGUCCUGAGGUGGUCAAGGACCCGGCGUUCUUCGUCACGAGGAACAUGGAGGACUUCCUGACCUGGGUGGACGCGUCUGCCAUCCGAAAACACGUACAGGAGUACAACGAACUGCGGGACGAUUUUGAAUUGUAG
Pollicipes pollicipes is the source of this 687-nucleotide messenger RNA. Its product is annotated as U3 small nucleolar ribonucleoprotein IMP3-like. Lineage: Eukaryota; Metazoa; Arthropoda; Thecostraca; Pollicipedomorpha; Pollicipedidae. The transcript has 2 exons. Bases 142 to 687 code for a protein of 181 amino acids. The record is from RefSeq and is a predicted model, not a curated record. Gene Ontology annotation, cellular component: Mpp10 complex; small-subunit processome. Gene Ontology annotation, biological process: rRNA processing; ribosomal small subunit biogenesis. Gene Ontology annotation, molecular function: rRNA binding; snoRNA binding.